Molecule: messenger RNA, 3131 nt
Organism: Gadus chalcogrammus (walleye pollock)
Lineage: Eukaryota; Metazoa; Chordata; Actinopteri; Gadiformes; Gadidae
Product: nectin-1-like
Exons: 9
Coding region: 299-1492 (397 amino acids)
Source: RefSeq, a predicted model, not a curated record
ACAUGGUGAGGGUUAGCCACGACGAAUACUGCCAGAAAAGGCCGUCAAACUUCCCCCAUGAUUAACCGGAUGUGAUAGUGCACAAAGAUCACAGAAUGCGGAAGUACUACGUAUCAGCGUGAUAAUCCCCUAUUAGGGUAUUUAGCAAAUGCUUUUAUCCAAAGUGACAUACAUCGGUUAAUGCACACAUUGACACACCAUUAGCAGAGUAAACCAUGCAAGGCGACAGCUCUACCUCCUGAGCUAAGACAGUUUGUAGGCUAUAUAUAGGCUUUUAAUAACGGAUGGUUAGAAGAAAAUGCCAAUUCUAGGGAUUUUGCUCAUCAUUCAAGGCGUGUGGAGCAGAGACUUGGCUGUUGAGUACCAAAGCCAGUGUGCUUUUAGAGGGACAUCAGUAACAAUACCAUGUUCUUAUAGCCAUCCACCAGGUCAUAAUGUCACUUCAGUCACCUGGUACAGAGGAGAGCCACUACCUGGCGGGUGGGAUGGAUAUCGCUUCUUCAACCCCCCCUCAAUGAAUGGACAUUUUCAAUACCUGGGUGACACAUCUGGUUUAUGCACAUUGAGGAUCAACAGCCUACAUGACCCUGACCAAGCAGGGUACUUUGUUAUAUUAAAGACAGAAGAUAAUAACUUCACUGCCCCAUAUAUCAAUUUGACCGUUCAAGACCCAGGGAUCACUGCCGUUGUACCGACCGUUGUUAAAGAGAGGGACAUGGUGAGUCUGAUCUGCAAGACAAAAUGUAUUGGCCAUCCCCCAGCCAACAUGGUAGUGUGGUCACGAGAUGGAAAAGCAGUGGCUAGUCCAACGUUCCGGGCCGGGCUGGACGAUGCAGGGAGUUACCAGUGUGCCUGGGAGGGACUGCAGUCCAACACAGUAACCCUCGAUGUUCAAUACCAUCCACGGAACACAACGGUGUGGGUCGAACCCCAAGGAGAGCUGUUGAAAGGCAUUAGCGUGAAGUUGACCUGCAGCAGUGCUGCCAACCCACCCGUACACAACUACACCUGGUGGUGGUACAGUGGUACUGCACCACCCCCCGUCAGCUCCAUGCUGGUCCCCAUCGGAACGGGACAGGUGUUGCACCUGGCCUCUCUGGUGACCUCUCAGACAGGAUAUUACCUCUGCCAGGCCACGAAUACUCUGGGGGAGAGCAACUCCUCUGCACUGCUGCAGAUCGAGGGAACCACACUGGGCAGAGCAUCUAUAUUCAUCAGAUCUGGAGUAGUUGUCACUGUCCUUGUGGCACUCACUGUGCUGGUUUGCUUUUGUUCACGGAAACAACCAAAGACCAAGGAAAACCAACACAGCAUGGCUACCAGCAGCCCCAGUGGGAGGAGCCCCAACUCUUCAACCAAUCCCAACCUGGACCCCCUGUAUUCCAACAUCUCUUCAUUACCCAAUCGGUCACUGACUCCUCUCCAGGUUCUCCAUGACAUCCACACGCAUGACUCAGGACAGGAACGGGAUUUUGGAGAAACAGACCUGUAAAUCCCGGAGACCCAAAGCAGCAGCCAUUCCAACCAACAGAAGCAGGGGAUGCAGCAGGACACUCUGUGAUCUACAGCUCAGCGGCUGAAGCAACAUGAGAAGAGCACAGCCGGGAUUGGAAGGCCUCGAUUGGAGGCCUCUGCAUGCUUUUGCUUGAAAAUAUGUGUAUUUUAGCAAUAGUCUUUAGUUUGUUUUGUGAUGGGAAUCUAUAUAAUUUAACCAUCUAAGCAAAAGAUAGAAGAAUCAUCAAUUGUUUGCAUUUUUUACAACAAUUUAAGAGUGGUGGAUGAAUGGAGGUUUUGCUGAAUGGGUCAAACAAAUGAGUUCUUCCCAGGAGACCAGGAGACCAGGGGCAAAGUCCUGUGUUAUCUUUUGACUUGGCUGACUUAUUACAUUAAUUCACUACUACUUGGUUAGGUUUCCGCAACACAACAACUUUGUUAGGCUAGGCAACACAAAAAGACUUUGUUUGGUUAAGGCAACGCAACUAUUAGGUUAGGCACGACAAAUUCUGCCAGAAAAGACCGGCAAACUUCUCCCAUGUAAGGAGACCACAAUCGAACCCAGUCUAACUCAGUUACAGUUGUCAUCGUAUUAAUGAAAAAAAAAAAGUUCAAAAUCUAUGUUUACGUAUGCGUAAUACUAGUACGUUUUGGAUCACUUUUCCCUUUAAAAAUUAAAACAUCACAACACUUAAAAAUUAAGGCCUUUAUUACAAUACUAAACAUAACAUCUUGAAAAAUCAAUGACGAAUAAAAACUCAGUAACAACAUUCUGCUUCAAGAAUAAUACAAAUUGUGAACAUCAUAGUUGUUUUUAAUCAAUCACAUUAGGGGACAGUAUCGGAACAUCAUGCACAACAACAUUUAUUGAAAUGUAAAGAAUCCAUUGUCAAAAAUAAUUAUUGCUGCACUUCUUUAACUUUUGUUUCUUAAAAAUGCCAUUAAAAUCUUCCUUAUAAACUGUGGCUCCUGUUCUGAAAUUGUGUGUUAUCAAAAAUAAUUCCUUAAAAAAGAAUGACCCUGCUUCCAUGACUCCUUUGCUAGAAAAUGUCCCGUCGACCAUCAAUCACAGUAGUUCAGAAUUACGCUCAAUACACAAAAUGAAGAUUUAACGAGUUUAUCAUCAUAGGGCUACAGUGGAUCCUGCUGUGUUCUGCACUGUAACGUAGAACCCUUUCGUCAGAUAAUCCACACUUUAUUACACAUUCACAUUACUGUUGACAAGUUAGAAAAUAUUCCAUAUCAGAUAUGUAUUAUACGUAUUACCAUAUUAACUCCUACAUAGAUGUGAUAUUGUUCGCUCAAGAUGUGGUUGGUGAAGAUUAUAUUUGGUACAUUUGCGUAAUGCUAAUUGUUACAAAGUAAAUUGAACAUGAGCUUCAAUCUCUGCAAUGUAUCCGAAAAUAAGACUGAAUGCAUAAGAUUAUAUAUCCUCAUUUAGUGUUAUUAGCCCUGUUCAAACAAGAGAUUUAAUAUCAUUCAAUAUCAUCAGCCCGUGAAAAAUAUGUGGAUUCUGCAUUUUUUUUUAAAAUCUAGAUUGUAUCCAGAUUCUAAAUAUGAAGGGCUCAACACCUUCACCACCGCCUCAGCCUGCUUCCACACACACACACACACACACACACACACACACACACACA